Molecule: messenger RNA, 1049 nt
Organism: Bombyx mori (domestic silkworm)
Lineage: Eukaryota; Metazoa; Arthropoda; Insecta; Lepidoptera; Bombycidae
Product: collagenase
Exons: 6
Coding region: 127-1005 (292 amino acids)
Biological process (GO): proteolysis
Molecular function (GO): serine-type endopeptidase activity
Source: RefSeq, a predicted model, not a curated record
CGGCACAAAUUCUUAAUCCGAAGAUUAGUGUUUAAUCAGAAUAAGACCUUUUUGAUUCGUAAUGCCACCAGAUAAAUAAUUCGUAUAAAUGAACAAAUUUGCCAUCGCCUCGUACCUCUUGUGGAAAUGAAACUGUUUGUACUUUGUAUUGCUUUGUGCCAAGUCCUCUGGGCUUCAGGACACGUCCUGCCAGAGUUCGAGCCCAUCAGCCUCAACUACCACGAGGCUGAAGGUAUUCCCGCUGCAGAGCGUAUCAAGCGAAUUGAGGAAGCUGUGGACUUUGAUGGCACCAGGAUCGCAGGAGGAUCCACUGCACGCUUAGGGGAUCAUCCUUUCCUUGCUGGAUUAUUGGUGCUCUUGCAAAAUCGCAGGACCUCAGUGUGCGGGUCCUCUAUACUUACAAAUACUCGCCUGGUGACAGCAGCUCACUGCUGGUGGGAUGGAACCAACCAGGGUACUGAAAUUACCGCGGUCUUCGGAUCCGUAACUCUCUUCUCUGGUGGCACCAGAGUCACAACCAGAACCAUUGCUAUGCACGGUAGCUUCAACACUCGAAACUUGAACAAUGAUAUUGCCAUCAUUACUGUUCCCAGGAUCAAUUUCAACAACAACAUUCAGCGUAUAGCGAUACCCAACAGCUCUCAGUCGUUCCUCUCCUUCGUCGGUAGCUGGGCUCAGUGCGCAGGCUUUGGAGUAACCAGGGAUAGUGAGAACAUCAACAACAAUCAAGUCCUCAGACAAGUGAACCUGCAAGUGGUGAACAAUAUCGACUGCUCCACUGUUUAUGGCUUCAAUAUCAUAGACUCGACUCUCUGCACCAGCGGCAGGGGUAACGUUGGACCUUGCGGCGGGGACUCUGGUGGUCCCGUGUCGCUGGUGCACAGUGGCCAGCGUAUCUUGAUCGGUGUGGUAUCAUUCCACUCUGCUAACGGCUGCAACAUUGGCUUCCCGGGUGGUCACGCCAGAGUUACUUCCUUCCGCUCCUGGAUCAACGCACGCAUUUAAAUUAUGAUACUGAACGAUUUCCUAAUAAAGAUCUUUUAUAUUUA